AUGGUGCUGCAGCAUUGGCUUCUCCUGCUUCUGCUGCUGCUAGUAGAAACGCUGCAAGCACCGUGGCAAUGCGCAGCGAAAGGGUUGGUGUUUCGCAGCUUCAGACACAACGGCAGCAGCAGCAACACAAGCAGCUGCAUCUGCGACAAAAGCUGCCGCAGACUCCAGAUAUCAUGCAGUUGGUUAACGACACGGUGCGUGCUGAACUUGAGCUUAGUCCGCCAGCCAUAUACAAAGGCGGAUGCAAUAGCUGCAGCAGUCGUGUCUUUGAAAAAGAAUUCUUCUCGCUUCCACACCCGUCUGCCAGGUUCAUUGCAUCAGCAGCCGCGUCUCCGACCAGGCCUUCGCUGUGUAUCUGAUGCGUUGCUCGACGCUACGGAUCACACCACCAGCAGCACCAGCCACAGCACCCUCAGCAAUGGCGCCAGCACCACCAACAGCUGUCAUGACUACAGCAGCAAGUGGGGUCCUCUGCCUGAGGAAGCUCUAGAAGUACGGCGGCCGCUGAAGUUUAAGCCCAAAAAGAGGCGAGGGAGGCAGAGAAUAUCGCGCAGCCUUGCGGAUCUGCUUGCCACGCAGCACACUACGCUGUCGGGCGCUGCUGCGGUUGCUGCCUCCGCAGCAGCUGCAGCAAGAGAAUGGAGCGCGGGAGAUGCCACUACAAGGGCAGCAGCAGCAGCAAUGGCAGCGACGGAGGGCGCUGGGAGCUUUUACGCUUCUUUGCCCUCCUUACCACUGCCGGAAAGAGGUUUUGGCCGGCUGAGAGUUACGGGGGGCACGCUGGCUAGACGGCGCCUGCUGAUGCCGCGUACAGACACCACCAGGCCCAUGAUGGCUCAGGUGCGUGAAGCCGUCUUCUCUAUGCUCCAGAGCUUAGGAAUUUUUGCCUGCUCCAACCUUAGGGUGUUGGAUCUCUUCUGCGGCAGCGGUGCGCUCGCCAUUGAGAGCCUUUCUCGGGGGGCGCAGCAAGCUGUUCUUGUCGACAGGUCUCUUGAUUGUUGCGAGGCAGCAGCGGUUAACCUGCGGCAUCUAGGAUGUACAGAGAGCCGCGUACUGCGGCUGUGUGUCUUUGAGCUGCUACUUUCCCCCCGUCGUUUCCUCGGGGGGCCUGACACCAGCAGCGAUAGUGGCAGCGGGAGCUCUGACGCAGCACCGUUUGACUUAAUAUUUUUGUGCCCCCCCUACACGGAAGUGAUCUAUGCAGACCUCCUGAAGAAGCUGCUUUUUUCUGGUCUGCUGCGCCCUGGUGGCAUCUUGGUUGUGGAGUACCCGAAGGAAAUGGGAAAUCUCCCUUUGAAGAUCGGGUUUCCUGGGGCUCCAAUGGAGCUCGAGGGCCUCAGGAGCCGUAAAUACGGCCGCACAUGCAUUGCCCUCUAUUGGGGAAGGCUACGGGAUCAAGGGCAGGAGAGAGGCUCCCCACACUUUUCGCCGUAUGUGGCUGCACCCGAGGAGUUCGAAGAGCCCCUAGCUCGCAAGCGCAAGCUAAAGAAAGAGGUAGCAGCAGUACCACCAAUAGCUGAAAAGAAGACAGAACUAUCAUAG
Molecule: messenger RNA, 1542 nt
Organism: Eimeria necatrix
Lineage: Eukaryota; Apicomplexa; Conoidasida; Eucoccidiorida; Eimeriidae
Exons: 7
Coding region: 1-1542 (513 amino acids)
Biological process (GO): rRNA methylation
Molecular function (GO): methyltransferase activity
Source: RefSeq, a predicted model, not a curated record